Messenger RNA from Salvia splendens (bonfire salvia), 525 nucleotides. RefSeq lists its product as uncharacterized. Gene Ontology annotation, molecular function: RNA-DNA hybrid ribonuclease activity; nucleic acid binding. The transcript has a single exon. Lineage: Eukaryota; Viridiplantae; Streptophyta; Magnoliopsida; Lamiales; Lamiaceae. The coding region runs from base 1 to 525 and encodes 174 amino acids. The record is from RefSeq and is a predicted model, not a curated record.
AUGGGUAAUGGGACAAUCCAGCCGAAGCAUUGGCGAGGAGUUCGGCAAAAAAUGAGCAUUCCACCCGGUGCCGAGACUAGAAGGCCGAGGCCUCUCGUGAUACCAAUUAAAUGGUACCCCUCGGACCAGCCCUGGAUCAAAGUGAACACGGAUGGGGCAUAUACUGAGACAAGUAGAAAAGCGGGUGGAGGAGGGGUCGUGCGAGAUGCAUCGGGCAAGUUGCUUAUAGCGUUCGCAACUCCCCUUCAAGCAAAGUCCGCCCUUGAAGCGGAACUCAUGGCGAUGUUUCAUGGUUUGGAACUGGCUAAGGAAUUCGGGAAACCCGUCUGGAUUGAGUCGGACUCUGAGCAGGUGGUCAAGUUGGCGAUGGGCAAAAAAUGGGGGCCGGCGCAUGUUCACCAAGCCGUGGCGCAGUUGGUGGUCGCUAGGCGGCAUCACAAUUCCCGCGUAACAUUCAUCUCCCAGGAAGGAAACAAGGCGGCCGACCUUUUUGCUAAGGAGGGCCUUGAGCGCGAAGCCUUUUGA